Molecule: messenger RNA, 4737 nt
Organism: Linum tenue
Lineage: Eukaryota; Viridiplantae; Streptophyta; Magnoliopsida; Malpighiales; Linaceae
Source: the annotation of a GenBank genome assembly
CCUUCUCCCCAUAGAGGAACGGAAAUUCUGAUACCCUCCCUCCCAACUCCACCGUAGCGCAGCCGCCUCCUCUCCGUCGAGCUUAUUUCUGUUCACCAAUUCUUCGCCGCCUUAGGGGCCAUUGCUAGUUUUUAUCCACGCUAAGCCGCCGAAGCUUCGACCUGCAGAGUUGCCGUCUUCGCCGGCCUUCUUCGUCGUUGUCUGAAUUGGCGCCACCGUGCUUGAACGAAGCCUUCAUACUUCUUUGUCUCUGUUCAGAGGGCGCCGGGGUGCUGAAAAGCUUUUGAAGGCUGUAUUUCGACUCCCAUAGUUGGUUUAAAAAUGGGGUCAGUGAAGAGAAAGUCUGUUGAGGAACCAACCGGGGAGCCUCUACCGCCGCAGAAGCAGCAAAGAGAGAACGGUUCAGCGUUUCAGAAUGGGCAAGUAGCUUGUGUGCACGAUGUCUCGUACCCGGAAGGCUACGUUGCUCCUCCUCCUUCUGACCCUGCAGCUCAGAAGCCCGACAAGCCAGCAAAAGAAUUCCCCUUCGCUCUUGAUCCUUUCCAGUCCAAGGCUAUCAGCUGCCUCGACAAUGGGGAGUCUGUCAUGGUCUCAGCGCAUACCUCAGCUGGCAAAACUGUGGUAGCGUUAUAUGCUAUUGCUAUGUCUCUGAGGAACCAGCAAAGAGUCAUAUACACCUCACCAAUCAAGGCGUUGAGCAAUCAAAAGUACAGGGAGUUCAAAGAAGAGUUCUCUGAUGUCGGUCUGAUGACGGGAGAUGUCACGAUCGACCCUAAUGCUUCUUGUUUGGUGAUGACCACUGAAAUCUGGCGUAGUAUGCAGUACAAAGGGUCAGAAAUUACACGGGAAGUGGCGUGGGUAAUUUUUGAUGAGGUGCAUUACAUGCGCGAUCGAGAAAGGGGUGUAGUGUGGGAGGAAAGCAUUGUUAUGGCCCCGAAAAAUUCCCGCUUUGUUUUCCUUUCUGCUACUGUACCUAAUGCAAAAGAGUUUGCUGAUUGGGUUGCCAAGGUCCACAAACAGCCAUGUCACAUAGUGUAUACUGAUUAUCGACCGACGCCUCUUCAGCAUUAUAUUUUUCCUGCCGGGGGUGAUGGUUUGUACUUGGUGGUGGAUGAAAAGGGAAAGUUUAGAGAGGAAAGCUUUCAAAAAGCUCUAAAUGCUCUGAUUCCCAAGGGUGAAAAUGAGAAGAAAAGAGAAAAUGGGAAGUGGCAGAAGGGUUUGGUGGUGGGGAAGCUUGGUGAAGAAAGUGACAUUUUUAAGAUGGUGAAGAUGAUCAUUCAGCGCCAGUAUGAUCCUGUUAUACUCUUCUCUUUCAGCAAAAGAGAAUGUGAAUUUCUUGCUAUGCAGAUGGCAAAGAUGGAUCUUAAUGACGAUGAUGAGAAAGCAAACAUAGAAAACAUCUUUUGGAGUGCCAUGGACAUGCUUUCAGACGAUGACAAAAAGCUGCCCCAGGCAAGUUUGCUUCCUUCAACGUGCUUGUGUGGUCCUACCUUUUUGAGAUCUCAUGUUUCAAAUAUGCUACCUCUCUUAAAGCGUGGCAUUGGCGUGCAUCAUUCUGGGUUGCUACCUAUUCUGAAGGAAGUUAUUGAGAUUCUAUUUCAGGAAGGAUUGAUCAAGUGUCUAUUUGCCACAGAAACCUUCAGCAUUGGUUUAAACAUGCCUGCAAAAACUGUGGUGUUCACAAAUGUUCGGAAGUUUGACGGCGAUAAGUUUAGAUGGCUAUCUAGUGGAGAGUACAUACAGAUGAGUGGGCGAGCUGGUCGUCGAGGAAUUGAUGACAGAGGGGUUUGUAUUCUUAUGGUGGAUGAGAAGCUUGAGCCGUCUACUGCCAAGUCAAUGGUUAAAGGAAGUGCUGACAGUUUGAACAGUGCAUUCCAUCUAAGCUACAACAUGCUUCUGAAUCAAAUGCGAUGUGAAGAUGGGAAUCCUGAAAAUCUGCUCCGGAAUUCUUUCUAUCAGUUUCAAGCUGACCGCGCCAUUCCUGAUCUAGAGAAACAAGUGAAAUUUCUGGAGGAAGAGAGGGAUUCAAUCGUCCUAGAAGAAGAAGAUAAUCUGAAGAACUAUUAUGAUAUGAUUCAACAAUACAAAAGCUUGAAGAAGGACGUUCGUGAUAUUGUGUUCUCUCCUAAACACUGUUUGCCAUAUCUUCAAUCAGGCAGGCUUAUUUCUGUUGAGUGCUCUGUGGUUGAUGAGGAUUCAUCAUCUUUCUUGAUAGAGGACCGAGUUACAUGGGGUAUCAUCAUCAAUUUUGAAAGAGUGAAGGGUGUUUCUGAAGAUGAUGCAAGUAAAAAACCAGAACAUUCCAAAUACACCGUUGAUGUUCUUACAAGGUGUUCGGUAAACAAAAGCGGAGUUGCUAAAAAGACUAUAAAGAUAAUUCCAUUGAGAGAGCCUGGAGAACCAUUGGUUAUUUCAGUCCCAAUCUCCCAGAUUUAUAGCUUGAGUAGUGCUCGCUUGUACAUGCCAAAAGAUCUUUUGCCUCUGGAAGUACGAGAGAACACUCUGAAGCAAGUUGCUGAAUUUCUUUCUAGAAACCCUAGUGGAUUGCCUCUAGACCCAGAAGGGGAUAUGAAGAUCCAAAGCAGCUCUUAUAGCAAGGCAGUCAGACGCAUAGAGGCUUUAGAGCACCUAUUUAAAAAGCAUGAUAUUGCGAAGUCUCCCCUUAUUGAGCAGAAGCUUAAGGUAUUACACACAAAGCAAGGUUUGACAUCCAAGAUCAAGGCCAUCAAGAAAGAAAUGCGUACAUCCACUUCGUUGGCUUUUAAAGAUGAGCUGAAAGCUAGAAGACGGGUUCUUCGUAGACUGGGAUAUGCUACCCGUGAUGAUGUUGUAGAGUUGAAAGGAAAAGUGGCAGGUGAAAUUAGUAGUGCGGAUGAAUUGGUAUUAACUGAACUAAUGUUCAAUGGGGUUUUAAAGGAUGCCACAGUUGAACAGAUGGUGGCUCUUCUCUCUUGUUUUGUUUGGCAAGAGAAACUCAAAGAUGCUGCCAAACCCAGGGAAGAACUUGACUUGCUGUUUUUGCAGUUGCAAGAGACAGCUCGAAGAGUGGCCAAACUGCAGCUUGAGUGCAAGGUGGAAAUUGAUAUAGAGAAUUUUGUGGGCUCUUUCAGGCCCGAUAUCAUGGAAGCCGUUUAUGCUUGGGCCAAAGGUUCUAAAUUCUAUGAGAUCAUGGAGAUCACACAGGUAUUUGAAGGUAGUUUGAUCAGAGCUAUUAGGAGAUUGGAGGAAGUGCUUCAACAGCUUAUAGAAGCUGCAAAGUCCAUUGGUGAAAUAGAACUGGAGGCGAAAUUUGAAGAAGCCGUUUCCAAAAUCAAGAGAGACAUUGUAUUUGCCGCAUCGCUCUACUUGUAGUUAUCCUUUAUUCUGAUGGUUUCACGAUGGUCAAGUGCAAAUGAGGUGACAUAUUAAACCCUGGGAGCCAAAGUUUCCUGCUUUGAGGGUGGAGAAAGAAUCUGUAAUGAAAGGGACGGAUGCUGUUGCUUGCAUUGCAUGAUAGAGCUGAAGAGGAAAAUGAAAAGCAUUGCUUCCUAUUCCAUCUAUAUGAUCUGCUGCGGGAAACAUGAGCUUCUCGGCCAUACCCUCUAUCUGCCAAACAACUAGUGAUCUCCAAGAAGAACGGUCAGUAGAUUCUGAAGGUUUAAGGUAUGGUUUUCGUCUGCUAUAGAAUGGUGGAUUUGAUAUCUAUCAUGCUUUUAGAAGUCAUAUAUAUAAGGCCUUAUCCUAAGCAUUUUGUAUUUCCCUUUGUCUUUAUGUAAUUUAGGGGUAGUGCACCAACUUUGCUUUCAGAAACCACUUGUAGUAGUCAAAUGAUACGCCAUGGACACCGAGUGAUGAUCUGAAUGAAAUUAUACUUCAUAGGUGCUAAUUUUGCUUCUCGUAUUGAUUGAGCCUUUCUCUGACUCCCACAUUUUGUUAUUGCAAUCAACUUUAUUAUGUAGCCUGUAUUUCAUACACAUCUGCCAUUACAUAUAUGAAAUCAGAGCUUCUUUCUAGUGUACAAUGAACGAUAAUACCAAACAAGAGGAGUUGACAGAAGGAUAGCAGAACACAAUAAACUAGCUCCUCUGGCUCUGCUCAUAUCAUGUGAACUUCCUGAAUCCGAAAACAGGGGAGGAAGCAACCAAAUAAAUUGGCACCAAACUUCGCUACAGAAGUAAAGAAACCACCAGCUGACUUUCUCUCCAGUUUUGUUGAUGAUGUCUGCUGCGCAAGCGCAACGUUAGCAGGCACUCCAUAGACAGGCUGUGGAUCCAUGUACUGCUGAUAAGAAGAUGACGGCAGAGUGUUCUCAGUGGGGCAACUCUGAAUUGCUUCCACUGUGAUCUCUUCAGACGUGAAGCGGCUGGUAUGGGUUUGAUACGAGAACUGGGAAACGUUUUGUUGUUGCAUAAGAGGAGAAGUCUCGAGCCAUGCUGGCAACGGAGGAGCCGAUGGCUGCGGCGGCGGUGGAGGGGGAGGGAUGGAGUAUGAGUAGCAGCAAUGGCAGGUGGAGUUGAGGUGGUAGUAAGAAGGAUCGUGUUGAUACACUGACGCCUUCUUCUUUCUCUUCUUUCUUGGCCAGAACUUCUUGAGCUUCUUCACAGCUUUGAUCAUGAGGAUGCCCUGCUGCUGCUUGUCUUGCUUAGAACUCGUAGCUGCAGAAUGAUUGUUAUGUAUUCGUUGUGGUAAGGGAAUGAAGGAGCGGGUAGAAAGUUAAGGAAAGAAAAGGAGACGGGAACAACUUUUCUCAGCCCCCUU